UUACAAGUUAGUGGUGAAGAAGAAAAGCACCGAUGGCGGAAGUGUCUGAAGGUUUUACUGGCUUGUUGUGAAAGACAGAGUCGUAUUUGAGGCAGUAUCAGGUGAACAAGCGUUGUAUUGGAUUUUAUAUAGGAUAUUUGUAGAGCAGUUGUAUGGUCGACGUAUCAGAUGUGUGCUCAGAUGUUUCUAAUCACCUAAUCUAAUCAACAGCCGGAAUCUGACUUCAGGUUUUGUUUUUUGUUUUUUCUGCAGAACCACUGACAUGAAAAUGAGCUGUUAUUAGAUGGCAGGCAGAAGAACUAGCUGUCUUAACAUUCAGUUUAAUAUUACUUAGUUAAUUUUUUAUUUUAGAGACAUGAAUUUGAAAAAAUUAUAUUAAUUUUUUUUUUUUACUUUACUUACUGAAUCCUAAUUUGGAGUUUAAACUCCCCCUGAAAUCAAAGUUGUUGCCAUUUUCAUCUCCUUCACUUCCAGCGACUUUGAUGACUCAUUUUUUGGUCCAGUUAAACGCUUUGUAGAAGGUUCUCAGCUUUCUAGUCCAUGACCAGACCUCAAAAUGAGACAAAGAAGGAGAGGUGAUGUCCGGUCUCCUGUGCCCUCUCCAUCUGACGCACAGCCCUUCAGUCCUCACACACACUCAUCCGCAGAGAUCCCUCCUGACACACACUCCUCCAGCACUUCCAGAUGUCAUGGAUAUCUGCAGAGCGGAAAGCACAGCAUUUGCAUGGUGUCCGACUUCUUUUACCCCAACAUGGGUGGCGUGGAGAGCCACAUCUACCAGCUGUCACAGUGCCUCAUAGAGAAGGGCCAUAAGGUGGUGAUAGUAACACAUGCCUAUGGCGAACGGCGUGGAGUGCGCUACCUCACCAAUGGACUGAAGGUGUACUACCUCCCACUUCAGGUGAUGUAUAACCAAUCCACAGCCACCACCUGCUUCCACAGCCUGCCACUGCUCAGAUGUGUGUUUGUGCGUGAGCGUAUCACUGUGGUGCAUGCUCACAGCUCCUUCUCAGCCAUGGCCCAUGAUGCUCUGUUCCAUGCCAAGACCAUGGGUCUCAACACUGUGUUCACUGACCACUCGCUCUUUGGAUUUGCUGACCUCAGCUCUGUGCUGACCAAUAAACUGCUUACUGUGUCUUUGUGCGACACCAACCACAUCGUAUGUGUGUCCUACACCAGCAAAGAGAACACUGUACUGAGGGCCGCCCUCGACCCCGACAUCGUUUCUGUCAUCCCCAAUGCGGUCGACCCCACCGAUUUCACACCUGACCCCAGUCGCCGUGACAAUAGCAAGAUAACCAUUGUCGUAGUAAGCCGGUUGGUCUACAGGAAAGGAAUUGACCUCCUGGGUGGAAUCAUUCCAGAGCUGUGUGCCAAGAAUCCAGAUCUCUGCUUUCUGAUUGGUGGAGAAGGUCCUAAGCGCCUUGUUCUAGAAGAAGUUAGAGAGAAAUAUCAGCUUCAUGACAGGGUACGUCUUCUGGGGGCUCUGGAUCACAAGGACGUACGGGACGUGCUGGUGCAAGGUCAUAUCUUCCUGAACACAUCACUAACUGAAGCUUUCUGCAUGGCCAUAGUAGAGGGAGCCAGCUGUGGCCUGCAGGUGGUAAGCACUCGUGUUGGAGGUAUACCAGAGGUUCUCCCCGAUGAGUUGGUGACCCUGUGUGAGCCGACAGUCAGCUCCCUUUGUGUUGGCUUGGAAAAGGUCAUCGCCAGGCAACGUGCAGGCAAAGUGCCCUCUCCUGCAGCCAUCCACCGCCAGGUCCAAACUCUCUACACCUGGAGAAACGUCGCUGAGCGCACAGAAAAGGUGUACGACCGUGCGUGCAGGCAGCCAGUCCUGCCCUUACCUUCUCGACUGCAGAGGCUGCGCUCUCACUGUGGUGCUGUCGCUGGCUCUAUAUUCUCCUUUGUAGCUGUCAUCGACUUCCUCUUCCUUCUAUUCCUGCAGUGGCUCUGCCCGAAUGACCUCAUUGAUAUUGCUGUAGACGCGUCUGGGCCAGGUGGUCGUUGGGGACGGGGCUUUGGGAAGGAAGAGAGUAAAGACCCGAAUGCAGCAUAGCAUGCUGUUACGGAUACAAGACGGUUAAAGUGUUAACAUGUAGUCAGGAUUCUGAUAUUUGGGACCAUGUUUUAACCUCCAGAGAUUCUAAACAGGUGCACUGAAUUUACCUGUUUACAUUCCAGUGAAGGGCAUCAGUGCAGCUGUGAUGAACUACUUUAUUCCACGAAAAGUCUGUAGUAGUUAUGGUUUUAGUCAAAAAGACUCACUGCAUCCAUCCUGAUUUAUUGAAACACUGUAACAUGCAGUUGUCCUUUUGUUGUAAAUACAGUCAGUGAUCAAUGGCCCACAUUUUUGUUUAUCUUGUAUAUAAUUAUUUGUUAACCUCCCAUAAGCCAAUAUAUGUAUUUUUCAUUCUGUUGUUUACAGGGAAUGUAUAUAAAUGAAUGAAUUUGUUAA
Messenger RNA from Pangasianodon hypophthalmus (striped catfish), 2458 nucleotides. It is a transcript of the gene piga, whose product is annotated as phosphatidylinositol glycan anchor biosynthesis, class A. Gene Ontology annotation, cellular component: glycosylphosphatidylinositol-N-acetylglucosaminyltransferase (GPI-GnT) complex. The record is from RefSeq and is a predicted model, not a curated record. Gene Ontology annotation, molecular function: phosphatidylinositol N-acetylglucosaminyltransferase activity. Gene Ontology annotation, biological process: GPI anchor biosynthetic process. The transcript is spliced from 7 exons. Bases 557 to 2059 code for a protein of 500 amino acids. Lineage: Eukaryota; Metazoa; Chordata; Actinopteri; Siluriformes; Pangasiidae.